This is a messenger RNA of Populus trichocarpa (black cottonwood), 4100 nucleotides long. Its product is annotated as protein SUPPRESSOR OF MAX2 1. The transcript is spliced from 3 exons. Bases 594 to 3740 code for a protein of 1048 amino acids. The record is from RefSeq and is a predicted model, not a curated record. Gene Ontology annotation, molecular function: ATP hydrolysis activity; ATP binding. Lineage: Eukaryota; Viridiplantae; Streptophyta; Magnoliopsida; Malpighiales; Salicaceae.
UUAGAGGGGAUAUUUUGGUUAUUGAAUCAUGAUGAUGAUGAUGAUCGGAUGGAUAGAGAUAGAGAAAAGUUAGCAAGUAAGAGAGAGGAGGGCUCUUGUGAAGGAGAGGAUCUGAUCUUUCCUUUUUGCGUUGAAUUCUCUUAUAAUAUAAGGCUUUUAUGUGUGUGAAAAAGUGAGAAAAAGAGAGAACAAAAAGCAAAGCAUGGAAAGGAGAAACUAAGAAAGAAAGCGAAAAAAGAUGGUCAGAUUAAUAGAUGGAUAGAUAGAUACUCCCAUAGGAGAAGAAAAAGAAGAAGAAGAAGUAGUGGUCGAAGGAGGAGAAAGAAGAAUACUUUUUUUUUUUUUUUUAAAUAGAGAGAGAGAGAGAGAGAGCCUUUCUUUCUUUCUUUCUUUGAUUGUUUUGAUAAUUUCCUCGUCCCUUCUUCUCCACCUGAAAAAUAAGCCAAAUUUGUCCAUUUUGAGAGAGAACAGAGCCGCUCUUAUUGUCCUGUAACUAUUAUAUCCCCACCGCCUGAAAACCAAAAAAAGAAAGGCUCUUUGAACUCAUUUCAAUUGAGAGAUAUUGAUAAAGAUUUGUUUCUUCUGUUCAAGAAAUGAGAGCUGGUCUUAGCACGAUCCAGCAAACCCUGACACCAGAGGCGGCGAGUGUACUAAACCACUCGAUAGCCGAAGCAAGCCGCCGUAACCAUGGCCAGACCACACCACUUCAUGUUGCGGCUAUACUAUUAGGUUCCCCAUCUGGUUUCCUCCGCCAAGCAUGCAUCAAAUCACACCCUAAUUCUUCACAUCCUCUUCAGUGCAGAGCUCUCGAGCUCUGUUUUAGUGUUGCCCUUGAACGCCUCCCUACCGCACAGAACCUCAGUCCUGGCCUUGACCCUCCAAUCUCCAAUGCCUUAAUGGCUGCGCUAAAGCGUGCUCAGGCUCAUCAGCGAAGAGGGUGCCCUGAACAGCAGCAACAACCACUUUUAGCAGUCAAAGUCGAGCUUGAGCAGUUGAUUAUAUCGAUUCUUGAUGAUCCAAGCGUUAGUAGAGUUAUGAGGGAAGCUAGCUUUUCAAGUCCAGCUGUUAAGGCAACAAUCGAGCAAUCUUUGAAUGCUUCUACGAAUUCCAAUUCUGCUGCUAAUUCUGGGAUUGGAAUGGGGUUUCGUGCUCCAGGGGCUGUGGCUGUUCCUGCUCCUGUGACUAAUAGGAAUUUGUAUGUGAACCCAAGAUUGCAACAAGGGAGUGUCGGUCAAUCUGGUGCACAAAGAAACGAGGAGGUUAAGAAGGUUAUUGAUAUUUUGUUGAAGAGUAAGAAGAGGAAUCCUGUUUUGGUAGGUGAGUCGGAGCCACAGAUGGUAGUGCAGGAGGUUUUGAAGAGAAUAGAGAAUAAAGAAGUAGGAGAUUGGCCGUUAAAGAAUGUUCAUGUGAUUCAUUUAGAGAAAGGCUUUCUAGAUAAAGCACAGAUAGCGGCAAAGAUUGUGGAAUUAGGGGGAUUGAUUGAGACCCGGAUAAGAAAUUUGGAUUGUGGUGGGGUGAUUCUUGAUCUGGGGGAUUUGAAAUGGCUUGUUGAGCAGCAAGUGAGCUUAACAGGUUCUGGUGGGGUUCAGCAGCAGCAGAUUGUGUCAGAUGUUGGGCGGUCGGCUGUGGCGGAGAUGAGGAAGCUUUUGGGGAGGUUUGGAGAAGGGAGUGGUGGAGGAAAGGUUUGGUUGAUUGGGACUGCUACUUGUGAGACAUAUUUGAGGUGUCAAGUCUAUCAUCCUUCAAUGGAAAAUGAUUGGGAUCUGCAGGCAGUACCCAUUGCUGCUAGAGCACAUCUUCCAGGGACGUUUCAUCGGCUUGGAACCAGUGGAAUCCUCAGCAGUUCAGUUGAAUCUUUAUCACCACUGAAGGGUUUUCCAACUGUUACACUUCCUCCACCAAGGCGUCUCUCUGAGAACUUGGAUCCUGCUCGAAUAAUGAGUUGUUGCCCUAGUUGCAUGCAGAAUUAUGAUCAAGAGCUUGCAAAACUUGUACCCAAGGAGGCUGAGAAAUCUUCAGAAAUCAAAUCUGAAGCAGCUCAGCCUCCACUGCCACAAUGGUUGAGAAAUGCAAAGUCCCAAGAUGGUGAUGUCAAGACAUCUGAUCAGACAGUGACUAAGGAUCAAGAACUGAUGUUGAAGCAAAAGAAACAGGAGUUGCAGAAGAAAUGGCACGAUACAUGCUUGCACCUUCAUCCUGCUUAUCAUCAACCUAAUCUUGGACCUGAAAGAAUUACCCAACCAGCUCUCUCAAUGACAAGCUUGUAUAAUCAAAACCUGCUUCCUCAUCAACCUUUCCAGCCCAAAUUAAGCUUAAAUAAAAAGCUGAGUGGAACCCUUGUGCUCAACCCAAAUUUGUUGCCCAGCCAACCAGCUGGACAGGCAACCACUCCGCCUAGAAGCCCUGUGAGAACAGACCUAGUUCUUGGUAGACUGAAGGUUGUUGAGACCACUCCUGAAAAAGAACAUGAAGAGCACACCAAGGACUUUUUAAGCCGUGUUCCUUCUGAGCCACUAUCCAAUUUGCAUGAGUUGCCGAGCAGUAAACUUCUCAGCAAAUUAGACACCGACUCAUUCAAGAAGCUCCUCAAGGGUCUUCUGGAAAAGGUUUGGUGGCAACGAGAUGCUGCAUCUGCAGUGGCUACUACAGUGACACAAUGCAAAUUGGGUCAUGGGAAAAGUCGGGGUACUGGAUCAAAGGGUGACAUUUGGCUAUUGUUCACGGGUCCUGACAGGGCUGGCAAGCAGAAGAUGGCAUCUGCUCUUUCAGAGCUUGUUUGUGUGACCAAUCCAAUAAUGGUUUGUCUUGGUUCACGGCGUGAGGAUGGGGAAUCUGUAUUGAGUUUCCGUGGUAAAACUGUGCUUGAUCGAAUAGCAGAGGCAGUUAGAAGGAACCCAUUCUCAGUAAUCGUACUUGAGGAUAUUGAUGAAGCGGACAUGCUUGUUAGAGGGAGCAUAAAGCGGGCCAUGGAGAGAGGUCGUAUUGCAGAUUCCCUUGGCCGUGAAAUCAGUCUUGGUAAUGUUAUCUUCAUUCUGACUGCAAAUCGCUUACCAGACAAUCCCAAAUUCCUAUCCAACAGCAAUUCGCUGGAUGAAAAGAAGCUUGCGAGUUUGGCAAGUGGAGGCUGGCAGUUAAAGCUAACCCUUUCUGAGAGAAGAGCAAAGCGCCGAGCCAACUGGCUUCAUGAUGAAGAGAGGUCGGCAAGGCCAAGGACGGACUUGGGACCAGCACUAGCAUUCGAUCUGAAUGAAGCUGCUGAUGCAGGGGGUGACAAAGCAGAUGGCUCGCACAAUUCAAGUGAUCUUACAGUUGAUCACGAAGAUGAACAUGUCCUUAAUAACAGACUGUUGACUUCUGCAACUUCAUCAAUCUCUAAAGAGCUACUCAAUUCAGUAGACGAUCACAUUGUCUUCAAACCUGCAGAUUUCAGCUCCAUUAGACGUGACAUCUCAAAUUCUAUAACCAAGAAGUUUUCGACCAUCUUCAACAAUCAGGUGCCGAUUGAAAUCCAAGACGAAGCAUUGGAAAAAAUAGUUGGUGGGAUAUGGUUAAGCCAAACAGGCUUGGAAGAAUGGACCGACAACGUAUUGGUUCCAAGCUUGCGCCAGCUCAAAUUACGGCUACCCACGCGUGCCAAUGAAUCCAUUACUGUCCAGCUCGAGCUUGAUACCGAUUCUGAUAGUCGUAGCCGCGUAGAUUGGCUGCCAAGUAGCAUCAGAGCGGUGGUUGAUGGGUUGUGAACCAAUACUACUCAUAGCAGAGAUAUGGUGGAUGGAUAGUGUUGGCAGUGGCAAUUCCUAGUAUCUGUUGUUGGAUACAGAUGUAAAUAUGCUCAGCUGUUUUUGGUGGGUGGUGAAAACUGUUGAGAGGGGUAAAAAAAAAAAAACAGUUUAGAGAAGAGGGGGAUGGUGAUAGAUUAACCGUUAACGGAAUCUUUAGGCAGCAAUGUAUCGCUUCUUUUUUUUUUUUAAUUAUUGUUUAAGGUGCUUUAAAUGCUUUCUUUUUUGUUAUAGAAUUUAAUAGUAUUCUAUCAUAGAUAUAAAUAUUUAUUAUUUUCGUGGACCGUGAUUAAUAAAAAUGAGGCAUUCCUCCUGUUCUAA